CCGCUUGCCGCUCAACGCAGCUUUUCAGCUGUAAAAAAUAAAUAGCACACGCUGCCAAAAUAAAAUAACUGGGCCCGCUUUCCAAACUGCAACCUUAUACAGCAAAAUGGCAUCGCCUGAGCCGCAGGCUGACCCGCCUAAAAAAACAAAAUCGCGUACUGUUCGAAUUCACGUCGAUCUGAAAGAAAAGGCUCCAGGCACCAUUGUCUGUUACGCUGACCUGCUAAGGCAAGCUCUCAAAGCGAAGGAAAAUAAUACCACUACUCAUGACGAACCGCCUCCCAAUCAGGAAGCAAAACACCCUGAACAGCAAUCAGAAGACAACUUUUUUCAGGGACUGCUGGCAAGAAGCGCAAAUUACACUCUUCAUGACGACCAAGACGAUGAGGACUCGGUCGGCAAUUCAAAUAGGAAAAAGCUACCAGAAAACGAAUACGAUGUCGAAGAUCCUUUCAUUGAUGAUAGUGACAUGUUGUUGGAUGAUUCUUACGCUUACAGCGAACGGAGACAUGAUGGCUUCUUUGUUUACCAGGGUCCGCUCGAUGACGAGGAAGAUAAGAAGAAGGCUACAUCCAAAAAGCCAACAUCGUCUUCGGCCAAUUCUUCAUCGAAGAAAUCGUCAGUCAAACGAAAAGCUGUGACGGAUCCGUCCGAUCAGUCGCAUUCUGAAACUGAAGGGGAUGGCAAAUCGACCAAAGGUGUUAAGAAAUCAGCUGCUAAAAAACCUGCGACAAAGGGGUCAUUGACUACGUUACAAGCUAAGAAGCGAAAGCCUGAAUCAACAACCGAUGUUGCAUCGAAAGACGAUAGUCAAAAGAAAAAGAAACCCAAACUGGAUGAUCCAACCGCGUCUCCGAGCAAAAAAUCAGAAUCAGUUAAAAAGAAGGCGACGAGUGAAGCAGCCAAGGAAGAGCAGAAGAUCGAAGGUGUUACAUCGACAUCUAAUGGAGACGUCUCGGACAAACCAGGGAGCGCUCAAAAUGGUGAAAAGGACGGCAGGCCGACCUCUCACAUGGCAAGUACCGACACUGCUACAACUAGCUCUCAGCAAAGCUCAGCGACCGUGGACGAAAAACCAAAGAAGGGUGCCAAUAAACCGGUAAAGCUAACGCCACUGGAUCCAGCUGUAGAAAAGAUUAUGGACCGACUACGAGAAGAUGUGGCCAAAGAGGACUUUGCGGUGAAAUCAAAGUUUCCACCUACUUUGCGACCUACCGUGUUGGCUGCAGGAACGCUUGUUUUCCGCCAGGCGAAUGGCCCUGAUGAUAAUUUCGUGAACCAUUUGAUGGCUAUCUUACCGUACAACAAGUUUACCUUACGUAAAUUUUUAUACAAGCAAGUCGGACCUUUGCGCAUUGAUGAACUGCAGACAGAGAUAGACGGCAUGAUCACAGUAUUAAAGCAACAGGUAGACGAGGCUAUGCCCGCUCAAAUUAAGCAGCACGCUGAAAUAGUAGCCAAAACCAAAGAAGAAGAUGGCCCAAAGCCCAGUGAAGGUUCAGAUGCAACGACUGAUGAUAAUGCCAAGGAAGACGGUGAACAGGCAGGGUCAGCUACUCGGUUUAGAUUCAACGAAGAGACGAGGAAAACACUGUACAAUAUCAUGAAAGCUGAAGUAGCAAGGACGAGUCUCAAGAAUGAAUUAAACCAAUUACUCAAAACAAAUGAACAGCCCAUAUCAGAAACGACUGCACGGAAACAAAUGUAUCAAAGGCUGAUGCAAUGCUUCCCGGACGGCUGGAUGACCACUUAUGAUAUGAGCCGGCAGUACAGUCAGUACAAGGUUCGGCAACAGAAGAAGGAAGACAAGACAGCAUCGAUUACCCCUCAUUAAUCUCAUCAUUCCCGUUUGCCAAAAUCCAUCCUUUUCACGUUGUAAUUUUUUUUUUUUUCACUAAUCGCUCCCAGAAAAAGAAAACACACUACCAAUGCAUACCAAGGUCUAAUACACAAUUUAUUAUGAAGAA
This is a messenger RNA of Umbelopsis ramanniana AG, 1967 nucleotides long. RefSeq lists its product as uncharacterized. The record is from RefSeq and is a predicted model, not a curated record. Lineage: Eukaryota; Fungi; Mucoromycota; Umbelopsidomycetes; Umbelopsidales; Umbelopsidaceae. The transcript is spliced from 9 exons. The coding region runs from base 107 to 1834 and encodes 575 amino acids.